Messenger RNA from Piliocolobus tephrosceles (Ugandan red Colobus), 1759 nucleotides. RefSeq lists its product as uncharacterized. Gene Ontology annotation, biological process: virion assembly. The transcript has 3 exons. The coding region runs from base 534 to 1199 and encodes 221 amino acids. The record is from RefSeq and is a predicted model, not a curated record. Lineage: Eukaryota; Metazoa; Chordata; Mammalia; Primates; Cercopithecidae.
AAAUGGCGGGAACCAAUCAUAAUCAGCCGAAUCGCUUUGUUCAAAUAUUGGCCAAUCAUACAUCCAGUUUGUACAAUGACUCUGUGCCUGUUUACCCCAGACUAUAUAACACUGUUCGGAGCCCAGUGGGGGAGCUCUCCUGCCUGGCUCGUUGCACGAGUGAGUGAGAGCUCCGGGUUCAAACCUGUAAUAAAGAUCCUUGCUGCUUGGCUUUGACUCCGGACUCUGGUGGUCUUCUUCAGGGAAUAAACGGUCUGGGCAUAACAUCUGGGGGCUCGUCUGGGAUUCCCCCAAGCCCACCAGACCCCCAAGUCAACGGAUCUUGAUCUGCCCCUGUCCCCCAGGAUGCCUCUGCGGGGGAGCACGGGGACCAAGAAGCAGACGCCGCUGAGAGUGAAAGCAAUCCAGGGGGGCCGGCCGGCCGAACACGAGGCUGAGUGCAGCGCGACCAGGCUUCCCGGCUCCCCGACUCGACUGUGGCCCUGCCCCUCAGAGAGAUAGGAUCGCCCGAUGAUACCGGGCUCCCCCGUCUCAUGUAUUGGCCUUUUUCCACUAGUGAUUUGUACAAUUGGAAGUCCCAAAAUGCCUGGUUCUCAGAUAAUCCCAAAGAUCUAACCUCGUUGUUAGACAGUGUCAUGUUUACCCACCAGCCGACUUGGGAUGACUGCCAACAGCUCCUCCGAAUACUGUUCACAACGGAGGAGCAAGAAAGAAUCCAGGUCGAGGCUAGAAAGCGGGUCCCAGGAGAUGAUGGCCAGCCAACUGCAAAUCUAGACCUCAUCAACGCGGCUUUUCCUUUAACCCGACCCAGAUGGGACUACAACAUGGCAGAAGCCUUACAGAAAAUUCACCAGGAAAUUUGGCCCCGGCUACGAGAACUGUACGAAGCAAGCCCUCCGCCGACGCCCCAUUCGUUCCAGCCUGGAGACUGGGUCCUAGUCAAGCGCCACCGGCAAGAGACUCUCCAACCCAGGUGGAAAGGACCACUGCAAGUACUCCUGACUACUCCCACCGCUCUCAAGGUAGAGGGCAUCGCUUCGUGGAUCCACUAUACACACGUCAAACCAGUGGACCCAACCUCCGAUCUUCUCGGGCCGAUCGCCACAGCGACAGAAGCACCAACCACGUGGACUGUGGACAAAGCUAAGAACAAUCCCUUAAAGCUAACUCUGCGCCGCAACCCCUGUAACCAUGUUUAGCUUACCUAUGCUCUUAUGCCUUAUGCAUCUGACUCCCCUCACUGCUGCAUCGUCUAAUCCCUAUGUCUGGAGGUUCUGGCUCUAUGAGAACAAAACUCACCCCGGGGAAACCCCCCAGGCAGGUAAACUGCUGGCUAGUGCAGAUUGCCCCUCCUCUGGGUGCAGUACUCCAAUUUACCUCAAUUUCACUAACUUCCAGAUUGCCCAACCAGGAAUACCCAUGAUCUGUUUUGAAUAUGAUCAGACUAAAUAUAAUUGUAAACAUUAUUGGUGGCAUCAGAAUGCAGGCUGCCCGUACAACUAUUGUAAGAUGCACCCAGCCAGAGCAUGGGACGAGCCACGGAAAGGGUCUACACUCCUCAGGACCCGCUAUCCGACAGGGACUCCCAACAUGUACACUUGGAUAGUAACAGAUCCGGGGCACUCCCGAUGGACAUCACCCCAACAUGGGGCGGUCUACUCUGAUUCCAGUAGUAGUUGGCCCAGUAGUCACCUGUACCUAUGGCGGAGCCUAGUCCAGACUCAGCCUCUAAUCCAUACACAAAUCCAUAGACAAGAAA